Amoebophrya sp. A120 is the source of this 11124-nucleotide messenger RNA. Lineage: Eukaryota; Dinophyceae; Syndiniales; Amoebophryaceae. The record is from the annotation of a GenBank genome assembly.
AAGUAUAUUUAUGAAUUUUAGUUUUACCACUUGACGAGGCACCUCCCCCCGCCUAGGAGAAAGAUCGACACUUUGAAUCAUGAUUUGACUUCCUACUUUCUGCCCCCCCGGCUGCUCGAUUGAUCAUGAAGAUCAGCACAGCGAUGGAGCAAUCUUCAUCAAGAGCCGCGACCUAGCUGCUGUAAGUACUCGGGGGCGAGUUUUUCCACAGGGUGCUCCACAGAUUCAUCAACCACCACGACUCACCUCUCGGCCCGUUGAAUAUCUACACCGCGAAGAAGGCGCUGCUGAGUCAUUUCAUAACGGUAUACUUCCAACUUUGUAGUUGUUCUGCAGCGUGUUUAUAGUACCUAGUAUUGCUAUUUUGGAGGUCCAGGUCGGGGUUGUUUUCUUAUGCGGAUCUUCGAAGAUUGAACUUGAAUUUUGUGCAAGAAAUUCUUGUCGCGCCUCAUGAUUGAUGCACUGCCCCACGCAAUGAAAUUUCGUACAUGAAAACCAAACCAGGCCUACUUGUCGUCGACGGGAGCCAAGACAAAAUAAUCAAAAAGCUGCAGCAGAACUUCAACUUUAUCGAUGGAGGUUCGACCUCCUCCGUUUAUUCUUCAGGGCCCUGGGCGCGGCUUUCCCAGAUGCAGAGCGUCUAAGUCUAUCGACAGUGGGAAUAAAAAUGCAGGCCUUAGUGAGGACAGGAGAUUUUUGCGCACACACCACGACGAGCACUCCAGCGGUCGAAGACUGGUAUCAUGCGGGAGAAGUGGGCGGGUCUUGGUCCUUUUCUGUUUGUUCGCGAUCAACAUGUUGUUGCUGCUGGGUCGUACUGCUUCUACAUGUGGCGUACUUCAUCUCUUCUUGGCCAGGGCGCUCGAGCUCCUGGGAGGCGGUGUUAAUAAUGCCGGUACUAUUUUUACCACGAUUACCAGCACCUCGGCCUCCAACACAACGCUCUACUCCGGCUGCGGCUUAUUCGUUGCUGCAGAGCUGAUGGAACUGCGGAGGAAGGAGGGUCAGGAGACUGAAAACGACUCACCCGAGGCAGAUGCUGGGAUGAUUAGUAGUAUUGAGAACACAAUUUCCUCCGACGACUCCGACGAGCCGGAGCCGGAGGCGGAGCCGCGCACGCCUAGGUUAAUAUCCUUAUCGUCCUCGCCAAACGAAAAAUCUGAUGCGCAGGGGGGCCGUGCGUUCCUGCAGACGCAAGACGUACCUCGCAGUAGAAUCUUCGCGGACCAGCCGCAUUCGUCGAACCUCCGCCGUGAGGACGAAGCAUCGUAUACUCGCCCAUUUGAGGGCACCAGGAACGUCGACCCUGAAGGAGCAGUCGUGUCUUUUGCACGCGAGAAGGAGGCAGAACUACAUGAUUUACCAGCAGACGAUAACGGGCCGAUGUUGGAGUUGUACCUCGGACACUCAGCCGAUUUAUCAAAUGUAAAAAUGUCUGGGUCUGGAAGAUUGGGAUUGCAACUUGUCAUGCUGAAGCCGAAUCAUGCAAAAAUCUGUGUUGCAUGACUACCAAAAGCUGCCCAGUUUCGACCAAGUUGGGAGGGAGUUUCUCAUGCAGGAUAGGCAUGACAGAGACCUCGCGGACUCUGUCAUGCUAGGUCCCGCAUUCCAGACCAGACCUCAUGGGUCAUGGAAAAUAACCUGCAUGACAAGUUUAACACUCUUCCAGACCCAGACAUUUUUACACUUGAUACGAUUAUGACGAGGACGAUGAUCAGCAGGUUGAUCAGAGUGAGCAGCAGGAGGUGCUGGCGCAUGUCUACUCGACGUCACUCUCGGGGAAGAUACUGGAAACGGAGCAAGUGCUAUCCAAGAAAAAAACAUUGUAGGUGUAACUUUUUUGGAGGAACAGCAUUACAAAUCUGUCUGGCAUGAGAGCAAAAACCUGUCAUGCGCAGAUAGUACGUGAAAACGCCCUGUGAUGGACCCUACAAUGCAUGCCAAGCAUGACAGACGCAAUCAUCUUGCAUGUUGCGCAUCACAAAUUUACACUAACAACGUUUUUCUCUUGGAUAAGUGCAGAGCAGUGCGCUGCAGCGAGGACUGUCCCCCUUCUACGACGACGACUUCGAUUACGGAAGUCCGGAGGAUUAUGGAAGCGUCAGGUUUGAAAUCGUCAAAGUUGAAAUAAUUUGUAAUGCAUGAAAUGCAUGACCCGAGGCGCGUGUGUUGCAGAGCAGGCAAGUGAGGCCGAUUGUAAGCCUGGUUGGGGGUUACAGCUCGAGCUGCUAAAGUAGCAUGAGAAAACCACUCUUCUUUGCCUAAACAGCAUGACAAACUGGAUUUAGGGACCGCCGAAAUUUGUCAUGCGCCACUUGAAAACUGGGCUCCAACUGGCAUCGAUUUUAUGCAUGACAAAUUAUUUCAACUUUGUCGAUUUCAACUCUGACACAUCCAUAAGGAUAUGGACAUGGAGUUUGCCGCUGCGUUCGGUAGACCGUACGAGCAAGCUCGGGACGACCUUUUAGCCCUGAAAAGGCGCGAGGAAGAACAAGAGCGAGAACGGGAGGAAGCCGAAGCCCGUCGCCAAGCUGAACGCUUUCGUCGCAUCCAGGAACAGCAACAAAAAACUUUGGACGACACAAAUUCCGAGAGCGACGUGCUGCAAAACGAUGAAAUCAUCCCGCUUGCAGUGGCGAAAAUGUUGCAGGGAGAAGGAACAUUUGCUGCAACAACUGACUUGCAGUGCCCAGUAGAAGCUCAAGCUCCUGAUGGAAAGAAGCAGGAAAUAAAUCAGCAGUGCCUAGCUGCUGGGAAAAGAGAAGUAAAAGCCGAAGAGGUUGUAGCUUGGUACCAGUCCAGCUCCUUCUUCGGCGGGGUUGCGAAAAAUUUUUGGGAAGGAGUGAAGCGGCGGAUUCUAUCAAAUGCAAAAAUGUCUGGGUCUGGAAGAAUUGGAACUUGUCAUGCAAUUUCUGGAAUAGGCAAAAAUUUGUAUUGCAUAGGCACCAAAAGCUUUCCACUUCGUGCUACGCAAAUAGGGAAUUAUUUCUCAUGCGGGAUAGACAUCAGGAGGCCUGGGCAAAACCUGUAAUGCUUUUGCGUGCACUAGAGACCAGUUCGUUGCGUGAUCCAGAACAUGCAUGACAAACUCCUGGAAUCUUCCGGACCCAGACACUUUUGCAUGUGAUAGAUUCCGGACUUGCGCAACAUCUUCCGGUCCCUGCUCGAGAAGUAUGAAAGCCUCAGGUUGGAAAUCCUCAAAGUGGAAAUAAUUUGUAAUGCAAAAAAACGACUCCAAUAGAAGCGCCGUUUGUAGUCGGCGCAUGACACAGUUCCCGGGCCCUUCAAGCAUGUCUGUCAUGCAGGUUAAGGCAAAGGGGUGCCCUUCUCUCGUGCUAAGCAACACUCCAACUCUUCACCCCUAGCAGGACAAGAGUCGGUCUCCAUUGUGUCCUCUGCAAUGCAGUCUUUUUUGCCUUGCAUUUCAUGCAUCACAAAUUCUUUCCACUUUGAGGAUUUCCAACCUGAGGCUUUUAUAAGAAGGCGACUUGGCUGAAAGACAAAGUGAAGGAUGCGGGCUCUAGCUUUUCGAAGUUCAUUGCCAAGCUGGCGUUUGGUGAGUUGAGUUUCAAGCGUAUGUUCCGGGUGCUGACCGACCGCUUGGCGCAGACCGCCAGUUUGAGCCUUGGCGUCGCGGCGCAGGCAACCCUGUUUCGGUUUGUUCCAGGGGUUGCGGUGCCCAUCGGCGACUACCUGCACGGCACCGUGAAGAAAAUGGUCGAAAAGUUCAUGAACGGGGAGCCUUUUACUUUUUUGCGCGAGUUAUUUCAGAACAUCGUGGGCAAAGGGCUUGUGGGAUCCAUUGUGCCCUUCUUGGUGCGGUCUGCGCUCUCGCAGGUCUGGGCGCUUGUUUCCGGCGCUUUUUCGAAAGCUGUCGAACUGCUCGGCGAGGCCGGCAAACUUGUCUCGUGGGGCAUAAAGGCCACGGGUGAGCAACUCAAGAAGCUUGUGACCCACGUGGCACACGGAUUGGCGACGCUAGGCAAAGGGUUGCAAAGCAUGGCCAAACGCCUCGCGACAUUCCUUUCGCAAAAGCUCUUCAACUUCCUCGAGAACAAAACACCAAAAGCUGCACAGCCAGCAGUCGACAACAUCACGAUCACGUCACAACCUUCUACAAAAGUUGCAGCUUUACCACUUCCACCACAGAACGACCACAUCAACGGCAUACAGCAGAACCAGAACGACUCGGGUAAUAAAGACGAGCACGAGCAGACGGACGAUGAGAAGAGCGAAGCGGCCCUGCAACAUGUGCUCGCCGACGUAGAAGGAAACGAGAAAGUGGAUACCCUGGAAGUGGUAUGAAAAGGAAAAAUCCCCCCUCCCCAUAUCAAAAAGGAAAUCUGUGAUGCUGGAGUUGCGUACACAAAUCAGAUUUGUAUUGCAGGAAGGCACUGCGACCAGAUCCCCAGGCUAGCUAGGGGCGUAUGGGUCUAGUUGUUCAGCAUUGCAAACGGCUGACCUUUAGGCCCAACAGCAUGACAAAUCGCUUCCAUAAUGGGGCGGAAGCUUCUACCCUUGUCUUCAUUCUUGCAACACAAAUAUGAUUUGUGACCUCAAAUCAGCAACGCACGUCUGGCCUACGGAUAUCAUGGGGAACUAAGGCUCAAAUCAGCAACGCAAAUUUUCGGAAAGAUACUUUUUCGAUAUGGGGAGGGGGGGAUUUUUCCUCUCAAUAAGUGGAAGCGGUGGAACUUUGGCAGGGAAUGGACAAGCAGGUGGCGAAACUGGCAGAAGAAGUCUUCAAGAACGGUGUCAAACAUGAUCAAGAAGAGUAUGCGAGUGUCAGGAUCCAAAUCAACAAAAUCGAAAAACUUGUAAUGCGUAAAAUGUAUGGCACGCAAGGCCUGUAUUGCGGGGCAGGCAAAUGAGGCCGAUUGUGAGCCUGUUUAGGGGUAUGGAACUGCUGCAAAAGUGGCUUGACAGGAGCAGCCUUCUUUGCGCAAACAGCAUGACAGACUGGAUUUGGGUGCUCCCGAAAUUUGUCAUGCGCCACUUGGAAACUGAGGCUCCAACUGACAUCGAGUUUGUGCAUCACAAAUUUUUCGAUUUUGUGAAUUUCGAUUCUGACACUUCCAUAAAGAGAAGGCAGAAGGAGAAAUGUUCAUAAAGGCUUUGGCGCCCGAAGUCCCGGAGGAGGUCCCGGAAAAAGUAAAGAAGCCUUUUCUUGGACGCAUCAAAGAGAAGGUCUGGGACUUUCUUGUCGGGGAGGAAUCCACGUUGAGGAAAGCGAUUGACAAGACGUGGGAAACGGGUUUGGAUGUGCUCGGGUGGCUGUCUACGCAUAUGGCCCGCCUGUUUUCUAUGGAUGUGUCAGGUUUGAAAUCGUCAAAGUUGAAGUAGUUUGUCAUGCAUAAAACGGAUGGCAGUUAGACCUACAGUUUGUAGUCGGUGCAUGACAAAUUUUCCCGGUCCUGGAAAAGAGUCUGUCAUGCGGUUUAGGGCAAAAGAGCUGCCUUCUGUCAUGCUACUUAGCAGUCCAACUUUUGACCCUUGCCAGGACUAUAAUCUGCCUCCCGUGGGUCCUCUGCAAUAGAGUCACUUUUUGUAUCGCAUUUUAUGCAUUACAAAUUAUUUCAACUUUGACGAUUUUAGACCUGACGCUUCCAUACUUUCCAGCGCGGUGUUCUAUGCCAUGCUGUUCAAAUUGGCGGGGAUCGUUUCCUAUGAAUUGCAAAAAUGUCUGGGUCUGGAACAUAGCAACUUGUCAUGCUACAUCUGAAUCAUACAGGAAUCUCUGUUGCAAGAGUACCAAAAGCCGUCCAUUUUUGACCCGGGUGAGAGGGAAUUUCUCAUGCAGAAUAAGCAACAUGAUAUACAUAGAUCUCACAGAAUCUGUCAUGCUAGGUCCUGCAUUCCAGAUCUCAUGGGUCUUCAUGGAAAAGCUGCAUUACAAGUUGCGUAUUCUUCCAGACCCAGACAUUUUUACAUUUGAUAUUUCCGACCUCUUGCUCAACGUGUUGCAUCUCUUUCACCUGCCCCCUUGGCUAACUGGACGGGUGACCAACGAUUUGGUGGAAACCGUGGUGGUGGUCCUCGGUGUCCAAUUCCAAGACAAGAUUACCGAACUGCUGCAACGUAUGGAAGCGUCAGGUUUGAAAUCGUCAAAGUUGAAAUUACUAUCUAUUAUAUUCAUGCGAAAAUAUUGGUCUAGAGAGGGUAAACGAGAGGUGGCAGGGAGGUCAAAAAGAGGUCAAAAGAGGUAAAAAAGAGGUCGACAGAGGUGGAGAGGUGGCGCGGGAGGUAAUUCGAGAGGGUGGCCGAGAGGGGGCGCGAGUAUAGCCCGCCGAACCGGUCACCCUUUAGGGCCGCUAAGCGGCACGGAGGUGGCCGAGAGGUAAAAAAGAGGGCAAGCGAGAGGUGGGCAGAGGUGCCGAGAGGUUGCGCGAAUAAGGGGAGACCUCUCGCGCACCCUCUGGGCCACCUCUCGGCCACCUUUGUAGACCUCCACCGGCGAGUAUAGCCGGAUUAUUAGCAACACCUCUCGGAAGAGGUGAAAAAGAGGGUCUGCGAGAGGGGUAGAAAAACCCGAAUCCGCCCGGCACAGGGCUUAUUUUUUUGCGGCCCUUUCAUGCAAAAGCCCGAACCCUCUCGCGCCACCCUCUCGCGCCACCGUCUUGCGCCACCCUCUCGCGCCGACAGUUUUAUUUCCCCGGGGAAUCAGGUGGGCGGGUGCGGGGUGGUGAUAAACAAAGAGCAGCGCCGGCCUCUGUCUGAUUCUUUCGGCACGCACCUACGCCGGGGCGGCAUCUCUUUCUCUUCGCCCGCAAGGUUUACUGCAGCUGCCCCCUGCGCAUAGCGCCUAAAGGCGCGGGAAGCGCGCAGGAGGCCCUGCGAGUUGACCUCGCGCAAAAUGGCGCUCAAAGUUUCCUCGGUCCUUCACGCUGUGCCCAAAGAAAGCUUUUGUGUCGCGGCCCGAUCCGCAAAUAGUCAAACCCCAGCACAACAGCCUUGCGCUCCGGCGUUAGCCGGAGCAUGGCUGGUAAUCUGUAAUGCAUAAAAUGCAUGACCCGAGGCACGUGUGUUGCAGAGCAGGCCAGUGAGGCCGAUUGUAAGCCUGUUUGCGGUUACAGCUCGAGCUGCUGAAGUAGCAUGAGAAAAUCGCUCUUCUUUGCCUAAACAGCAUGACAAACUGGAUUUCGGCUCUACCCAAAUUUGUCAUGCGCCACUUGGAAACUGGGUUCCAACUGGCAUCCAUUUUAUGCAUGACAAAUUAUUUCAACUUUGUCGAUUUCAACUCUGACACAUCCAUACAACGCGUACUCUAUGACCACUUGCCCACUGUGGCUCAGAAAUUUAAAUUGUUCAUGAAGUCUGGAGCAGAAAAGCUCCGGAGGUUGCUCGGCAGCGUAUUGAUGACUCUGCCUCAUCAGACACUCGCAUGGCUCAAGUCGAGUAUCCACAGUAAAUUUCCUGUACAUGUACAAAUGCGAUUUCUGCAUGACAAAACUUUCCUCAAAUUCUAUUCAGCAUGGCAAGUGGCAUGCUCCAAGUUGUUGGUGACAUUUGUGAUGCAUUUUGUACAUGUACAGGAAAUUUGUAUUGCAUAUCGAGGAUAGUGAAGACCUGGACAAGUGCUUGGGGCAGGAUCAGUGCGUUGUUCGGAAGGGGAACAUAUCCUGUGCAAAAGUGUCGUACUCGUAGUAAUUGCAGUCAUGCAAUACAAAUUUUUUUCCUAAGGUAAAUCCGCAUGACAAAUUUCAUUUCUCAUGCUGAGGGAAUUUGUAAUGCAUUUAUACGAGUACGAUACUUUUGCAAUGCAUAGAACAUCCGAUGCCGCUGAAGGGACCACGUCCAAGUCCACGCCGCGCCGUUAUGCUAGUGCGAUCGCAGAGACGAUCGCAGGAGCUGCAAGCAAAGCUAUCAAAAUGAAAAAUCAAAAUCCCCCCUCCCCAUAUCAAAAUGGAAAUUUCUGAUGCUGAUUUGCGUACACAAAUCCGACCUGUCUUGCAGUAAGGCACUGCGGCCAGAUGUCUGGCAGCCUAGGUGGGAGCGCGCAGGUCUAGUUGCUCAGCAUUGAUGCAAACGGCUACCCUCUAGGACCAACAGCAUGCCAAAUCGCUUCCACAAUUGGGCGGAUGCCUCUGCACUUGUCUUCUUGCAAGACAAACCUGAUCUGUGGCCACAAAUCAGCAGCGCAAAUUUUCGGAAACAUACCUUUUCAAUAUGGGGAGGGGGGAUUUUUCCUCGCAAUAAAAGCCGCUCGGGAAGAGGGGCACGGGACCGAACACGGCGUCAUCGCGAGUACGGAGGCCGAACUGUUUAUGGAAGUGUCAGGAACAGGAUUGAAAUCGUCAAAGUUGAAAUGGUUUGUCAUGCAUAAAAUGCAAGGCAUGAAGUGCCUGUCUUGCCGGGAUGGCAAGUGAGGCAGAUUGUGAGCCUAUUUAGGCUUUGGGAUCGAGCUGCUAAAGGAGCAUGACAAAAGCACUCUUCAUCUGUGCCCAAACAGCAUGACAAAUUGGAUUUCGGUGCUCCGAAAAUUUGUCAUGCUCCGCUUGGAGCUUGGUCUUCCAACUGGUAUCCAUUUUAUGCAUGACAAAUUACUUAUUUCAACUCUGUCGAUUUCAAAUAACCUGGCGCUUCCAUACUGUUGAAGCACCGGGCCGGAGACGAUGAAGAUGGGUCGUCGUGUAUUCUGAGUAAAAACGUCCCCACGCCAUAGUUGUCAUGCAAUUCCGCAUGCCAAAAAAGUUUCUCAUGCGGAGCCCUAUGCAGAGCGUUUUCUGUUCGUGUUUUGGAACUUGUGAUGCUAGAAUCAGCAUUCUAUGCUAGAUCUGUGAUGCUUCUUAACUAGCUAAACAGGAUCACACUACGCGGACAAACUUGUCAUGCCAAACAAGCAAAGGCAAAGCUGGCUGAUUUGUCUAGCAGAUUCCCCAUCUUGACUCUGGUGUGGGGACGUUUUUACACAGGAUAUCGCGGACUACUGGAAGUGGAGAAAUUGUCGUCAAGAGCCGCGGCCCAUUCUCAUGGUUUCGCAAUCCCAUUGGCCACAUGCAGCGAAACUUCAACGACGCGCUCGAAAAGUUUCGUGUCGCCACAAGCCGUAUCCUGUGCAAAAGUAAUAUCGUACUCGUUGUACUAAUCGCAUUCAUGCGUUACAAAUUUCUUUCUGAAGUUAAAUCUGCAUAUACAAAUUUUGGUUCUCAUGCUGAGGCAAUUUGUCAUGCGAUUUAUAAAAUAACACUAUAGAAUUUUUACUCGGAUUUUUCGCCCUUAUAGAUUAUAGGGGCGCCCUUAGAAAAUGAAUUCUAGAAAAAAGGGAAUUUAGAAACUUCCCUUAAGGGAGCCCUUAAAGGAAGCUUCUAAGGGAGCGCGCGUAAGAAAAAAAAAGGCAUCGCGGGGAACAAACAUCCUGCCGGUGUGUCCUCCACGCCCGCGGGCGGUCCGGCCGGUUUUUAGCAGGUCUAUUCUGGCUACCCCCAAAGACCGGCCCCGUUUGGGGGGGUAGGGGGGGCGAUGAAGCUCGGCAUGCAAAAUGAAGAGGGCGGCCCUUCCCGUAUCUGGGGAUAUAUCUGGGGAGAUAUCUGGGGAUAUAUCUGGGGGCAUAUCUGGGGAUAUAUCUGGGGAUAUAUCUGGGGAUAUAUCUGGGGAUAUAUCUGGGGAUAUAUCUGGGGAUCUAUCUGGGGAUCUAUCUGGGGAGAUAUCUGGGGAGGUAUCUGGGGACAUAUCUGGGGAGAUAUCUGGGGAUGCGGGAAAUAUCUGGGGAGAUAUCCGGGGAGACAUCUGGGUCCGGGGACCUACUUAUCUGGGGGAGAGGCCUUCUCUAGACAUCAGGGUAGGAAGCCCAAAAGCGGGGGAUCGGGCCAGGGCCGACGGCCGGGCCGGGCGGGGGCGAGCUAGUUAGGAAGAAGCCCCGGAAGCGAAGGCGCGCGCGCCCACUAAUGUGGGCCGCUACUAGUGAAGGGCUUCAGUAGCAAGCGGAGCCCGUUUUGUCAUGCUAAGACCGCGGCCCGAAGGGCUUCGAAUAGUGGCCGCGUUUCCGCUAGCAGAUUCCCAAGAGCGGGACUCUUUCGACGAGUCUUCAGCCCAACGCUCUCCAAGUUUUUUCCUCUUUGUUGUUAGUUUGCUUGGUAGUUGCGUUUAGAUUUACUAGGCCACCUAUCGCCGGCGUCCUGGACGCCGGCGUAAUGGUCUAGUACUAGUACGAUGCUUUUGCACAGCAUAAGCCGCGUCACCGACUUUAUCUCCCGAAAGACAAAGGGCUUCAUGGACUACGUGAAAACCGUCGGGGCCCGGAGCCUGUUCGCCUCCGUUCGUACAGUCGCGGAGGUGGUGCUUGGCAUAUGGCGUUCUCAACUGAUGUUACAUUCUCAAACGUUACAUGAAUUCGUGAUGCAAAAUUGCCAUUAGCCUCCACUUGAUCAAGGUGCUUAGCAUGGCAAAACAGCAUGAUGAUCUGUGGAAAAGCUGUGAUGCGAAAGCUGCAAUCACUGUUGCCACUCUCACUGUUGUUGUUCUUGCAUUACAAAUCCAUGUAACAGUUGCGAAUGUGACGCUUGAGAGCGCCAUAUGGCACCGUGGUGGAUUAUGUGUUUCCUUACGUUUUCUUUGUGUUGACGAAGAUCUGUCCGUAUCAAAUGCAAAAAAGUCUGGGUCUGGAAGAUUCUAAACUUGUGAUGCUGCCUCUGGAUGCUAAAAAAAUUUGCAAUGCAUGACCAGCAGCAAGAGGACCCCAGUUCGUGCUACGCGGAGAGGGCAUUUCUCAGGCUGUAGAGGCAUCGCAAUGGCCUCUAAAAAUCUGUGAUGCUAGGGCAUGCAUCACAGAGAUCAUGGGUCAUUCAAAAUAUUCUUGACAAGUAGCCUGGCCGCAAUCUUGCAGACCCAGACACUUCUGCAACCCAUAGUCCGAUUUUGGGCCCCGUCGAGUUCAUCGUCCGGCUUUUGGUGCACCAGCUAGCGUUAUCCUGUGCAAAAGUAUCGUAGUCGUAGUAAUUGCAAUCAUGCAUUUUUCUCAAGGUAAAUCCGCAUUACAAACUUUACUUCUCAUGCUGAGGGAAUAAUUUGUCAUGCUUUUUUACGAGUGCGAUACUUUUGCAAUUCAUAAGCGUUGCAGCUUUUAUAUUUCAAGCGGCCGGAAGGCGGGCAGAAGCAGAACGCAGUGGCGUCGGCCGUGGUCGGGGC